AUGUGCCAAAUCGUGUCGCCGCGGUGCUGCCACUGCGGCCUCGCCCAGCAGACAUUCCCUAUUGUAUGCAAGUUCUUCAUGCUGCUGGCCCGCCACGCGGUGAGGUAUAACCAGCCGCACUGGAUGCCCGACCCAUGGCGAUGCCAUUACGCCAAAAAAGUUCAGAAACCGGUUCUCUCUGGCUGCAGAAACAACCACCCCUCCAUGUCUCGGUUUGAUACCAUGCUGGUCAGGUUUGGAGAUAUCGAAACCGAGCAGAGUCGCCGCGUGAGAGAAUUCGCCGCAAGAAAGCUCUUCGAAAGAUACAAGAAGACCUUUGCCGAUCAGAACUUUGCCAAGACGGUCCCGCCUCCACGAGAGAAGCCUGUGCCCUUCUUGAUCGCAGCUGCACGGGUUGUUGAAGUGACAUCGGAAACCGACUUGGAAACCGACUCCGAUGAGGACGGCAUUGAGAUGCCACGCGGAAGAAAGUUCACUUGGGGUGAACGAAACUCUCGAGCCCGUGCCGCAGCCAGAACGAAUGCGACUCUCCGAUACGCACGCAACCACCCAAGUGGAACUACUCUCGCCUCUGGUAUCCCAAGCCGUAUCACUCUUGCUACUCGCAACUCCUCUGGCAGCCUUUCGGACGGGGACAACGUGCCACCAGCAGACCUUCUUGUGGAUGUUGUACCUGAAAACGGAUAUCAGGGCCGUCCAAGACGCAUGGUGGAGUUCAGCGGCCUAGACUCAACGAUGGCACUGACACGCGGAAACCCACUCAUCACUUGUUACGGUCGCGCAGCUCCCAGAACCGCCCCCGACUUCGUUACCCGAGUCGAAAUCUGCAGCCAGCCACAGGGCAAGGCUACAAAAAUCCUAGAAGGUGUUAUCGACAAAGACGGUGCGACGAAGUCACCGUCAGGAUUCGCACGCAUGGUGGAGUUCAGCGGCCUCAACUCAACGGUGGCACUCACACGCGGAAAGCCACUCAUCACUUGUUACGCCCGCGCAGCUCCCAGAACCGCCCCCGACUUCGUUACCCGAGUCGAAGUCUGCAGCCAGCCACAGGGCAAGGCUGCCAUACUCCUCGAAGGUGUUGUCGACAGAGACGGCGCGACAGAGUCACCGUCAGGAUUCGCACGCGCGGUGGGGAUGAUCCGAGACUUCUUUUCUGCUGGCCUUUGAGCUUCGAGUGGUUUUCAUUGCGGAUUUCUGGAGUUUGAGGGUAGACAGGAGAGCGGACAGGCGCACUUUGGAACACAGUGAUUCGGAGUCGAGAACUCGCAUCACGGUCAGAUACCCGUCGUCGAAUGACGACCCAUGAUUUGCUUUUGGAUUUUGCUCUGGAUAGAGCCUCUAAUGAUAUUGCAUGGACUUUCUUACGGGCUUCUGGACAGCCCUCGGACGGUCCUCGGUACGGUGCCUGGUAUGGCCCUGGUAAAGGCUUGCAUUGCACUUGCAAUAAUAGUUGUUUCUAAUUUUAGAGUAGCAAAUGCCUGAGCGCUCUAAGUACUCUAUCGUUAAUGCAAUCAUUGACUUGGUGAUGCCAGAUCUGGUAUUCACGGACAUCCC
Messenger RNA from Ilyonectria robusta, 1554 nucleotides. RefSeq lists its product as uncharacterized. The record is from RefSeq and is a predicted model, not a curated record. The transcript has a single exon. Lineage: Eukaryota; Fungi; Ascomycota; Sordariomycetes; Hypocreales; Nectriaceae. The coding region runs from base 1 to 1167 and encodes 388 amino acids.